AUGGAUGUCAUCGGUCCUAUAGAGCCGGCCGCAUCCAAUGGACAUAGAUUCAUUUUGCUUGCCAUUGAUUAUUUGACCAAGUGGGUUGAAGCAGCCUCUUACAAGUCAGUAACCAAGAAAGUGGUGGCCGAUUUUGUCCGCAACAAUCUGAUAUGCAGAUUUGGAAUUCCAGAAUCCAUCAUUACUGAUAACGAUGCAAAUAUCAACAGUCAUCUGAUGAAAGAGAUAUGUGAGCAAUUUAAGAUUAUUCAUCGAAAGUCAACUGCUUAUCGCCCCCAAAUGAACGGAGCUGUAGAGGCAACCAACAAGAAUAUCAAAAAUAUUUUUGGGAAAAUGAUUGACAAACAGCGAGGCUGGCAUGAAAUGUUGCCAUAUGCUCUACUAGGUUAUCGAACGACGGUCAGAACAUUGACUGGGGCUACUUCAUACUUGCUAGUCUAUGGAACGGAGGCAGUCGUGCCUGUUGAAAUUGAGAUACCGUCAUUGAGGAUCAUCCAUGAAGCUGAAUUAAGUAACGCCGAAAGGGUUAGCAAACGGAUUGAUCAACUAGCUUUGAUUGAUGAGAAGAGAAUGAUUUUCGUUUACCAUGGCAAGUUGUAUAGAUAUAGAAUGACCCGCGCCUUUCACAAAAGAGUAAGAGCCAGAGAUUUUGAAGUUGGUCAGUUGGUUCUUAAGCGUAUUUUUCCUCAUCAAGAAGAGUACAAAGGAAAGUUCGCGCCAAAUUGGCAGGGUCCUUACAUGGUUCGUACAGUAUUAUCAGGAGGUGCUUUGGUCCGAUCAAAGAUGGAUGGCGCCGUAUGGCCCAAACCUAUCAACUCAGAUGCUGUCAAGAGAUACUAUGCUGAAACUGGGACAGAAUUUUUGAGAGGGAUCUCAAAAGUCCCGCGAUCUGUUAAGUUACAAUGGAAAGAUAAACAAGACGGUUUACAGCUUCGCUUUGGAAUCGGCCAAAUUCUCACGACGAAUGAAUACGGAGAGCUCCCAAAGAGGAGAAAACUAUCUCCAAAAUCAGUAAUUUUACUGGGAGCAGGAGGCAGUUCAUAUCAUUUGUGUCAGGAUGCUUGGGAAUGUGGUUUGUUUAUUUAA
Solanum pennellii is the source of this 1086-nucleotide messenger RNA. RefSeq lists its product as uncharacterized. The record is from RefSeq and is a predicted model, not a curated record. Gene Ontology annotation, molecular function: nucleic acid binding. The transcript is spliced from 3 exons. Gene Ontology annotation, biological process: DNA integration. The coding region runs from base 1 to 1086 and encodes 361 amino acids. Lineage: Eukaryota; Viridiplantae; Streptophyta; Magnoliopsida; Solanales; Solanaceae.